GUGAAUCGCUGGGACCUCUUCGGAAAGACACCAAGGACCAAGUACCCACUUGCAGUGUCCAACUCGGAGAACAUCAUGGGCAUGGGCAUUGGCCUCUUCUACAAUGGUAUUCGUUUCAUGGUCGUCGUCGGAGUGUUGACGACCCUUUCGUCAUACAUUGUCGCGGAUUCCGGCGGCCUCCAUGAGAUCAUGCAGAGCCCUGAGUUCACCAGACUGGACAUGCUGCUCCAGGCCUUGAUGACGACGAAGAUGAAGAAUAACAUCAUUCCGGCAGUUGUCCUUUCGCCUAUGACGAGCUGCAGCACAACCACGCCCGAGGGUAUCCAAGAGAAGCUUCAGUCUGUCGCGGCAUCACGGCUCAUGGCAGCGGAGGUCAAGCGAAGUGCCUGGGAUGCACAGAAGCGCAAGAAGGAGCUCGAGGCACGCCCGCGAAGGCGCAGAACAGUUCGCUUCUACUUCAUCAGGCACGCGCAGAGCCUUGCCAACCAGAACGCGUAUCUCGUUGGUGGCCGCGAUGUGAUGACACCUCUUACUGAAAAUGGAGAGACACAAGCUAAGCUGCUGGGACAGCGUUUACAACGCGAGGGUAUAGCAUUUGACCGCAUCUUCGCAUCCCACGCAGUUCGAGCAAGAAGAACUGCCGAGCUUGCCUCCGCGGAGCUCGGCUUCACAGGAAACAUUGAGGAGGAGCCCAGAGUUGUUGAGUUUUGCCAGGGGGACCUCGAGAAGAAGCCUCGCGCAGACGUCUAUGCUGAAGGUGGCCCUGUGAAGCGAGGAAUACGCAGAGACGGCAACCUUUUCUAUCGACCGCCGGGUUGGUCUGCUGAAGGUGUCCGCGGCGAGUCGGCUUGGGACACUGAGGUACGCUACUCUCAGUUCAUCGAUGAGCUCUUAGACGCGGCUGGAGAGGAGGAUCCUGGACAUCAAGAGCUCGUAGUGGCAAUCUUCACCCACGGCAUGUCGCUGAAAAGCUUCGUUCGCGGAGCCAUUUCUGCCGCACCUUCUUUUUCUGUGACGGCCCAGAUUGACAACACAUCAAUUACGGAGAUGCGGUAUGCGCCCCAAAAGAUGGAUGAGCUUGGAGGUUGGUCUCUGGUACGCUUCAACGAUACCUCCCAUCUGCGGGCAGACCGUGUUCAGCGUGCGUUCAAGGCAAAUUUCCCUGGCUCACCAAGGGAUCGUGCGCUGGCUUUCGGCGUCCUGUAUGUGGGGCUGCUCGCAAGCUCCCUGUACUUUGUGGCAGCUCAAAAGAGGUUUGCGAAAAGGUUCGACGAAGAGAGCACGAGCAUGAGCGACUUCUGCGUGCUGCUAAAGGGCCUUCCGACGGACUUGACAGACGAGGUGGCUUUGAAGAAGUGGGCAGAAGCACAACUCGCACAGAGCAGGAUCAACUUCGAGGUCCAAGGCGUAAGCAUCGGCUACGACUUCGGAGGCGAUGAGGCGCUGAAAUGGGAGGUCUAUGACAUGCUCGACCGGUUUUGCAGUGCAACAGAGAUCGAGCUCAUGCUGAAGGGUAAGACGGCGGAUGCUCAAGAAAUGGCAUUCGCGAAGGAAAGCUUGGGGAACCUGAAGGACGAUGUGGCCAAAGAUCGGAGCAAGGCCCAGGAAUGGUUUGAUGGGGAAAAGAAGCUCAAGGGCACCGGCCAAGCUUUCUUGGUCAUGACCAAGUCCACGGGCAAGGAUGCCAUCAUGAAAGCCUAUGAGGCCAAAGAGUCCCUCUUCACCUAUCAGCAGAAGCAGAUUCAGGUUGCCGAGGUGAAUUCCGAACCGCCGGAUAUCUGCUGGGAGAAUCUGGGAAUCGCUGAUGAAGCCAUCGCGAGCAACGAGUGGAAAGCAGUGGGACAGGUGCUGCAAAUGUUCAUUUUUAUCAACGUCUUGACGAUGGGGUUCAACCUGUAUGUGGUCAUGCCCUACUUGGCAGCGGGCAGCAAUGCUAGUGGGCCGCUCAUGACGGUCAAUGGCAUCAUCAUGGGCAUCAUCAACGGUCAGUUGGGUGGUAAAGUCUGGAAUUCUGCGUGGGGAGUGGGAUACCAUCGCAAGGAUAGAGCCGAUGUCUGGCUCUUCAAUGUGAAUUUCGCCAUUACCCUUUGCAACACGUUCAUCAGCUUGUUCAUGACCAUCUAUGCAGUGAUAGCGACGGAUCCGGAGGUGGCCGCAGAGGGUGUCGGGAUGUUCUUCAAAGAGUUGUCGACUACGACCGUUGGUCUGGAGUCCACGGUCGGACACACCUUGUUCAUGAUGCUGAUUCCUGGCCAGCUUUUUGUGAACCCCUUGAUGGGUUACCUCCAGGGGAACAUUGUUCCUUUCCUGCAAGCCAACCUCGUCGCCAAGAUUGUCUACGUCUGGAAAUGCUUGCCAGAGAAGCUCUUGUUCCUUCUCAAGGCGCUCUUACCGUGGUCACCGGACAACGUGGACAAGUAUGAGCGAAGAAAUGCAGAGAACGGCAUGGUCGCCGGGCAGAUAGGUUUGCCAUGGGACUACAGCAACCUGAUACUGAAUCCCUUGUCGGUCUUCUUCACCUUCUUCUUCGUUUCAACAAACAGUUCGACCGAGAGUGCGUACCUGGUGGCCUGGGCGGUGUUCUUCUUCAUGUACAGCCGCUUCAUGCACCUUCGGGUACAAUCAGUUGCCUUCCACAGCACCCACAAGUUGGACAGAAGCGUGUGGAUGGUCUGGGGGUGUGUGCCCCUAGCACUAAUCGGCACCUGCGCCAUGACCUGGGUUUUUCGUGCAGGCCUCGUGCUCAGGGGCGCCCCGCUGUGGCAGAAGGUCCUCCUCAUGCUGGUCACUUACGCUCUGAGCUGCUUGGUCUGGGUCCUCUCCCUCCGGGCGCUGUACCCCUUGCUCAAGGAGGACAGCCCGGACGUCAUUGAAGGUGACUUUAAAGACUGCAAGCGGGAGUGGAUCUUUUCAUGGUUCAACUGCAACCCGGUCUUUACACUGAAGUGCCUGUACUAUCUCCCCAAGUUUCUUCAGGAUGCUGAAUUGGGCAAGGUGAAGGAGAAACUCCUCAAGAAGAAAGAUAUCUGGGGCCAUCCAAUUGCUUGUGGCGAUGACGAGGACGUCGUGAGGUAUUUCAAGCCUGGCAAAGAGUUCUUGCACUUCUCGCCGGAGAAGCAAAAGAGUAUCCGCGAGGGAGACUUCCAAGAUUGGUUGGAGUUCGAGACGUACUUAGCACACAUCAACCGCUUCGCAGAGCAAGUCCGACAAAACAAGGUGAAUUCCGGAGAUUUCUACGAGAAGCUCGAGGAUUUUUUGCCCAACUUUGACGACGCCUUCUGA
Messenger RNA from Symbiodinium necroappetens, 3282 nucleotides. The record is from the annotation of a GenBank genome assembly. NCBI's taxonomy places the organism in Eukaryota, Dinophyceae, Suessiales, Symbiodiniaceae.